Daldinia loculata is the source of this 1511-nucleotide messenger RNA. RefSeq lists its product as uncharacterized. NCBI's taxonomy places the organism in Eukaryota, Fungi, Ascomycota, Sordariomycetes, Xylariales, Hypoxylaceae. The transcript has 3 exons. The coding region runs from base 707 to 1276 and encodes 189 amino acids. The record is from RefSeq and is a predicted model, not a curated record. Gene Ontology annotation, cellular component: membrane.
UCUUACAAGUAUGUAAUACGUCAUGACAUAUUGGUCUGCCAGGGGCCAUGAAACUUUAAAUUGCUGAUGUUCUUUCACUUGAGUUGCGUUUGCAUUCUAAUUUGACAGACACAAGUUUCAGUGCGACACAUUAAUUUAAAUUAAAAAAAAACGACGCAUCGUGAAUAAUUUGUUAGAUGAGUUAGAACUUACUCGGCCAUAGCUGCCUAUCAACCAAAGAGUUCUCCCCUCAUGACCAUUCAAGCUUGACACGUCAGAAAUUCAAUCCUACGACAGUUGCAAACGGAGGACUUUCCUUUCGAUCCGAUCCUCACAGUGUACACUGUAAGAAAUGAGCCAAUAGUGUCAAUAUACCGAAAUACACAGACACGGCUUACUGCAGGCUGCGACUGCUGUUUGACCUGACCUUUCUUGGGCCUCACAACCUGGCCAUCGCAGCCUGGAGAUUAAAACCCGACUCUUUCCCUUGUUCCAAAUAUCUCUGAUUCUCUUUACUAGAACCAUCUCUGAGGAACCGACCAUUUCUUAAAAACCAACACAGAGUUGCAUAUAAGAACGGACCUCUAUCUCUAUUUCGCAACUAUACCAACCUCCCCACACUUCGCCAUUACAAGCGCUCAGACUUUACACUCAAUCCGAGAUUACGAAUAUCCACGGCGGCAUCACGCUUACGAGCAAUAAAUAGAGGACAUUUAUACUAGACAGAAUGGCCGAUUCUGGGGAAGGAUAUUGGAGCUGGAUGCAACAAAACCCGAAGAAGACUGCUGCCUAUGCGGCCGCUGGCGUUGCGGCCGUAGCACCGAUGGCUAUCGCCGGUCCGAUUUUAGGUGCUUUCGGAUUUGGAGCAACCGGUAUUGCAGCAGGCUCGGUAGCGGCCGGCGCCCAAACUGCGAAUGUAGCGGCCGGAAGUCUGUUCGCUAUCUUGCAGAGCGCUGGAAUGGGUGGCUAUGGAGUUGCCACUGUCGGCGGGGUUGUCCAAGCCGGAGGCAUCAUCGGUGGCAUUUUUGCCGCCUUGAAAAAGGCUCCCGAUCGCCGAAGCCUUAACCCUAUUGAGAAUACAUGUGAUUCGUUAAAAGAAUAUGACGACAAUGACGACAAUGACGACGAUGAUAGUAAUUCCUUAAAUUCUAAACCUAUGUCAAGAUACGACACUGUGAAAGCUACGAGCCGGUUCUGGGAUAGCUUUUCAAUUGAAGAAUUGAUAACCAUGGUGAAUUCGACGCCCCAGAUAGUCGAACGUCUCGAAAAAUUGAAGGACUCACUGUUGGGAUACUAAGUUCAAUAUACAUAAAUCCACCGCACAAGCAGCUACUAGGUCUCUAGGUAAUUUGACUAUUCUUACUUGGGGUCGAGAAUGAAAAUACUCUAGCAUGGAACUCAUAACAUCUUAGUACGUUGACUAUUGCCACGGUGUGUUUCUGUCAGGAUUCUAGAUGAGACAUCUAGAACAAAGGACAUGUCCAAUAUGAAUAGACGUAAGACCCUCGUAGUUAGGUAGUUUAGAGUUCCUU